UUGUUUCUAGGCAAUCUCGACGAAGUAAUAUCUAAUGUCGACCAGCAGAUCGAGAACAUCGAUUCUGAGAUUACGGCGAUAUUAGAAACGCAGAGUACUGCGAAACAAGACAGUCAGACAUCUCUUGAAGAAGCGAAAAAGGCUGUGCAACUGUUAUACGCUAGAAUCCUCGAAAUCAAGGCGAAAACUGAGGAUUCGGAAACGAUGGUCGUGGAAAUAACGAAGGAUAUUAAACAGCUGGACCAAGCGAAAAAAAACUUGACAACAUCGGUGACUACCUUGAAUCAUAUACAUAUCAUGCACUUGUUGUUGCUUUAUGUCCUCGGAGGCUGGAUUCAGACGAAGAAUUUUGCGGAUGUUGCCGAACGUCUACCAGGUAUUCAGAACGUGCUAAGUCACUUUGCAAAGUACAUGAACUUACCGGAAGUGCGGCAACUUUCUGGACGAGUGAAAAAUAUAUGCACUGAGCUGAGCACGCUGUGUUGUUCCGAAUUCAAAGAGUAUUUCACGAUGCGUAGCAAAGGUCAUUCUUCGAUACAAAUUGCGGAAGUGAUCAAGGUCAUAUCUGUGUUGAACCCAGAAGUAAGGGAAGAGCUGAUUAAGUGGCUACUUGAUCACAACUUGGCCGAAUACCGGGUACUGUACGAUGAUACCCAAGACAGUGCUUGGUUGGAUAAUGUGGAUCAGAGGUACACUUGGUUCUGCAAACGCCUGAUCGAAUUCGAGCAAAAGUUUCGCAACUUGAUCCCACCCGACUGGCAGAUCAUGGAGCGUUUUACGCUUGACUUUUGCGCUUGCAGUAAGGACAUGCUCUUGACGACAAUGCGAAAGCGAGAGAAGGAAUUGAACAUGAAGCUACUGUUGUUUGCCACGCAGCGGACGAUCAACUUCGAGGCUCUGCUGUGGAAGCGUUUCCCUUAUUUUGGACUUGAAGAGGUUACCUCGAUUCGUAAAAACCCGUUUCAUGGCUCGAUUGGGAGCUGCUUUGAGCGCUUUAUGCACGUCUACAUGGAUGAACAGGACUCAAAUCUGAACUCUUUGAUCGACCAGUUGGCCGCCAAGUUCAAAGAAAGACCUCCAACUAAGGACGAUAGUGCUUCAACCGCCUCAGCCGCCGUCCCCUUUCCCUCAAGUAGUGAGCUCUUUCUUUUCUACAAAAAGUGUAUAGUUCAGAUAACUCCACUGGGAAUGUCAGACAACGUCUUGAUCGAUUUGGCUUCAAUCUUCAAAAAGUAUCUUCAUGAAUAUGCCACCGUUUCUACGGCGGGACUCAUUCAGAGCAUUUUGAAAGAAGUGUCACGCUUGACUACAGAUGAAGUGUUCCUGACUUGCAGCAUUUUGGUCACCGCGGAAUUUUGUACGGAAACGACCUGCCAAUUGCAGGACAAGCUUAGGGAGAAACUGAAAGAUACUGAAAAAUGUGUUCAUAUCCUGGUGCAGGAUCUGGAAGGCGCUUGCCAGUCUGCCCUGCAGGCAAUGACAAAAAUGCAGUGGGCAUCGGUUGAUAAAGUUGGCGACGAUAGUCCGUACGUGCGGCUGAUGAAACAGCAUCUGCACACGUGCGUGUCGCAACUUCGAGAUUUCCUCACGAAUUCCAGGAAGUACUUCACUCAGAUUUGUUUGAAGUUCGUCAACUCACUAAUUCCGAAAUUUCUUUCCGCAUUGUUUCAAUGCAAACCAAUCAGUGUCGCCGGUGCCCAGCAGCUCCUACUGAACACUACCUCGCUGAAGACUGAACUCUUGAAUUUGCCGAACGUUGACUCAGUCGUUCCCAGGAAGCCCCCGGAUGCAUACUUGAAAAUUGUUUCGACUGAUACUUUAGGCUUCUUAUACGAUGAAUUUGUCGAACAAUAUAUGGAGUUUUUACCCCAGUCGGACGUCAUGGAGUUUCAGAAGGUGUUAGAAAUGAAGUCAGUGCGUCGAACUGACCAACUGCCAUAUGUGGAAUUGUAUCGCAAGCGUCUGUCGACGAUGCCAACCAGUGAUGAAGCCCCAUUUCAACCGAAGGUUUCAGAGGAUUUGUAUUCAGCGCAUCCUCUACUGACUUUGCCAAAAAUAUAUGUUGAUUCACACAUCAAGCGUUUGGAAAAGUUGAUGAAGACGCAUCUCUGA
This is a messenger RNA of Soboliphyme baturini, 2112 nucleotides long. The record is from the annotation of a GenBank genome assembly. NCBI's taxonomy places the organism in Eukaryota, Metazoa, Nematoda, Enoplea, Dioctophymatida, Soboliphymatidae.